AUGCGGGACCCUCCGUGCGUGACCUUCGCCAGCUGCCGUAGCGCGUGCGCACUCGCGCGGAAAGAUGGCGGCCGCCGCAGCGCGCGGAACCGUGGCAGGGAUCCUGGGCCGCUGGGCCCCCUGGGCCGCCCGCUGCCUCGGCUCACGGCCCGCUGUCUCCGGCCUCUCCGCUCGCUACGUCGGGCAUGUGCGGACAACGGUGGCCCCGCUGUGGAAACCGCGACUGCCCUGGGGGAACCUGCCCGGGAGAGGUACCGCCUCGGCCCUCUGCAGGUACAUGUCACAUCUCUGCUUCCAAGCAUCCUUCAGCAGCCAGCACGGCCUCUGACUUACUGUAGCCUGCGGAAGGGGAAGAGGAAAAGUGUAAAGUCUGUGGUGAAGAGAUUCCUCCGGCUGCACAAUGGCCUCUGGGUUAGGAGAAGGGCUGGUUAUAAGAAGAAACUGUGGAAGAAGUCAGCUGCCCGGAAGAAGCGUUUGAGAGAGCUGAUGCUGUGCACUAGGACGCAGUGUAAGCUCCUGGAUAAAAUGACCACUUCCUUCUGGAAGAGAAGGAAUUGGUACCUGGAUGACCCGUACCAGAAGUACCACGAUCGCACAAAUCUUCGCCUGUAGAAUUUGGGGCUCCUCUUUGCAUUGUCUAGGACAGAGGUGGUGAAACCCAUGGUAUGGCCUUGAUUUGAGAACACAAAGCUGCAAUAGCUGCUUUUUUGCCAAUCAGUAUGCAUGGCAGCUGGUCAGGGUGAUGGGUACCAGCACCCACAAUAAAGGAACAUGAACA
This is a messenger RNA of Indicator indicator, 778 nucleotides long. RefSeq names its product mitochondrial ribosomal protein L35 (gene MRPL35). Gene Ontology annotation, biological process: translation. Bases 1 to 612 code for a protein of 203 amino acids. NCBI's taxonomy places the organism in Eukaryota, Metazoa, Chordata, Aves, Piciformes, Indicatoridae. Gene Ontology annotation, cellular component: mitochondrion; ribosome. The transcript has 5 exons. Gene Ontology annotation, molecular function: structural constituent of ribosome. The record is from RefSeq and is a predicted model, not a curated record.